Molecule: messenger RNA, 1527 nt
Organism: Rotaria socialis
Lineage: Eukaryota; Metazoa; Rotifera; Eurotatoria; Philodinida; Philodinidae
Source: the annotation of a GenBank genome assembly
AUGUCAGCUAAAAAUCGUGACUACGAUCCGAUGUCUGAAGAUGGCUACGAUAGUAAAAUCCCAUUGCAUAAUGAUGAAGCAUUUCAACAUGGAAUACUAUACGAUGCAAAAUUCAUCGGCUCAGUUGAAGUACCUAAACCGGCAAGUAGAGUUGAAAUUGUUACUGCUAUGCGUCGUAUUCGUUAUGAAUUCAAAGCAAAAGCCGUAACAAAACGUAAAGUGAAUUUAUUAAUAUCUGUCAAUGGGAUAAAAGUUUGUCUAUCAAAAAAGAAGACGAAAGAUUCACAUUUUGAUGAAAAUAAACUUUUCAUUAUGGAACAUCCAAUUUAUCGAGUAUUUUAUGUAUCACAUGAUAGUCAAGAUUUGAAAAUUUUCAGUUUUAUUGCACGUGAUAAUGUCAAUAAUUCAUUUCGUUGCAAUGUCUUCAAAGCUUACAAAAAGAAUGAAGCGAUGCGUAUUGUACGUACAAUUGGCCAAGCAUUCGAAGUUUGCCAUAAAUUAGCAUUACAACAACGACAACAAACACCAUCAUCUCAAAUAAUGGAAUCAAAUGAUAUUAACGAUACUAAAAAAGUUUCAAGUCCAACUAAAAUUGAUUCUAAUUCAUCGGAAAAUGAUUUAUCAAGCAAACAAGUCAAUCGUGAAACGCUUGCACCUAACAUGGAUCCUAUUGAAAAAGCUGAACGUUAUGUACAAAGUGUUCAAACACCCACGUUUCCACCAGCUGGUGAUAGCAAAUCAGUAAAUCUAUUUCAAUCUCAUUCAUCAAGUGAAUUUACACUUAAACAUCAAAUGCAAUUUAUGCAAGAACAAAUACAACAAAUGCAAAACGAAUCUGAAUUAGCAUUUAAUCAAAUUAAAUUAAUCAAAGACCAAUUAAAUAUCGAAAUAAUGGCUCGUAUUGAUGCACAGAACAAAAAUACUCAAUUACUUCAACGAAAUCGAGAAUUAUUAACGCAUAUUCAACAAUUAUUGCUCUAUACAAAUGAACUUGAAAUGAAAUUAAUGAAUAAUAAUAUUGAUCCAAUAAAAAUUUCACCAUCACGUCCAACUGAUUUAUUACUUUUCCCAUCAUUUUUUUCAGCAUUAACAUCAUCAAGUCCAUCGAAUCAGCAAUGUUUGUCAAGUGAUUCACCUGACUCUGGCAAAGGAAAAGAAAUAUCAUCAGAAAGUAUAUCUGAUCCAUUUUUACCACACUUUCACGAUCAACAAUUAAAUAAUUCAACGAAAACAUUUUCAAUAACUGAUGAUUUAACAACGCAAUCUCUAUCAGCUAACGAUACUUCAAAUUGUCAACAACAUAUAUCUGCGUAUUGUUCAACAUCUUCAUCACUAACUUCAUCAUCUCGUUCUUCAUCAGCUUCAAUUAAAAUUUCAAAGAAAAAAAAAUCUCAAGAUUCAUCGAACAUUGAUCCAUAUCUUUAUCAUAAUAAAAAACCGACUAGUUCGUCAUCUUUCACAAAUUCGGCUUUUACUCAAAGUCCACUUCGAACAGUAACAACAGAAUUUGAUCCAUUGAUGAAAUAA